Argentina anserina (silverweed cinquefoil) is the source of this 1532-nucleotide messenger RNA. RefSeq names its product L-3-cyanoalanine synthase 2, mitochondrial. The record is from RefSeq and is a predicted model, not a curated record. Gene Ontology annotation, molecular function: cysteine synthase activity. Bases 153 to 1277 code for a protein of 374 amino acids. NCBI's taxonomy places the organism in Eukaryota, Viridiplantae, Streptophyta, Magnoliopsida, Rosales, Rosaceae. The transcript is spliced from 10 exons. Gene Ontology annotation, cellular component: cytoplasm.
CUCACACUCCUGUACUGCGAGAGAAACAGACCUCCCAUUUCGAAGCUUGUUCACUUUGACUUGGAUUCUCAUCCCCUGCAAGUUACAAAAGCUCAGGCGUCUUUACAACACAGAAAGUGAUACAGAGCUCCAUACCAUAGCAUCAUUCAUUGAUGGCGUCUUUGACGAUCUUUCUGAAGAAAAGAUCCACUCUUUCUCUCUGCAAUGAAGCCCGGAGAAUGAAGAGACUCUUCUCAUCCACUGCACAACCCAUCGCUGAAUCUUCAUUUGUCGAAAGAAUCAGAAAUCUUCCCAAAGCUCUACCUGGAACCCACAUCAAAACUGAAGUCUCCCAACUUAUUGGUAGAACACCCCUUGUGUACCUGAACAAAGUCACUGAAGGCUAUGGAGCCUAUAUUGCUGCCAAGCAAGAGAUGUUUCAGCCCACUUCCAGCAUAAAAGACAGACCAGCACUUUCUAUGUUCAAUGAUGCUGAAAAGAAAGGCUUAUUAAUUCCUAGAGUGACAACUCUAAUAGAGCCAACAUCAGGAAACAUGGGAAUCAGUAUGGCUUUUAUGGCUGCGAUGAAAGGGUACAAGAUGAUUUUGACCAUGCCGUCUUACACGAGCUUGGAGAGAAGAGUAUGUAUGAGAGCCUUUGGAGCUGAGUUGAUCCUGACUGACCCUACUAAAGGCAUGGGAGGGACUGUUAAGAAGGCUUAUGAUAUUUUGGAAUCCACUCCAAAUGCCGUUAUGCUCCAACAAUUCUCAAAUCCUGCUAAUACUCAGGUACAUUUUGAAACUACAGGACCUGAGAUAUGGGAGGAUACUAAUGGAAAAGUCGACAUCUUUGUAAUGGGAAUUGGUAGUGGAGGCACCGUCUCUGGGGUUGGGCAAUAUCUGAAAUCUCAAAACCCUGACUGUAAGAUAUAUGGAGUGGAGCCUGCUGAAAGUAAUAUACUAAAUGGUGGUAAACCAGGUCCUCAUUGGAUUACUGGCAACGGGGUUGGAUUCAAACCCGAUAUAUUGGACAUGGAUAUAAUGGAAAGAGUUCUUGAGGUUAAAAGUGAAGAUGCAGUAAAUAUGGCAAGGCAGUUGGCAGUGAAAGAAGGACUUAUGGUUGGGAUAUCAUCCGGAGCCAACACUGUGGCAGCCCUUGAGCUUGCUAAAAAGCCAGAAAACAAAGGAAAACUUAUAGUGACUAUUCAUGCAAGUUUCGGGGAGCGUUACUUGUCAUCUGUCCUGUUUGAAGAGUUAAGGAAGGAAGCUGAAAACAUGCAGCCAGUCUCAGUUGACUAAUUUCUUGAGUAGAACUGUUCAAACUGAUGUUUGUGAAUUGCAAACCUGUUGUACCAAUGUACUGAUUGAUUUCUGUUGCAAUGAGACAAGGACAAUAAUGUAUCAAAUGUCUCAUCAUUAGCAGCUUGAUUUAAAUUCCAAAACUGUAUCCUGUUAUUGUAAUUUGUAAUUCAUUGUGAUUCUCAGAAGUUCAGAUCAUAUAUACAAGCUGAUAUUACAUCAAAAAAGUAGCACUGCAGCACCAUCCUUCCCAGA